AAAGCGCUCGUGCGAAGUUUCUGUAGUUGCGUUCUUCGACAUAUUUUGACGUUGUUAGCAAUAUGGUGCAGUCUCAGCAGUCUGAUCGUGAUUAUCGACAGUAGUUCACUUGCACGCAAUUGUGUUGGUAUCAGUUUAUCCACGUUAGUCGAUAAAAGCAGUGAUUCUUUUUAAAAAUUCCAUUGAUUUAAUUGUUGGUGUUGUUACAAAAUUUGGGUUUUGAGUUGUGCGUUUUGGCGACAUAUCUAAUGUUGCAGAGAUGUAUGCGACAAUGGAAUCUAAUAAUCGUAAGCAAGUCAAUAGUAAAUAUCAAGCUAGGCCGUAUUGCCCAUGCUGGUCCAAAAGGUCUGGCCCAGUACCUUGGAAGAACCUAAACCUUUGCACAUGUGGCGAAGAACAGAACUUAAAAGAAUGGAGUUGGGAGAGGCCUCCGUACGUCGGUUCCAGCUGGCUCGUCCUCACGAAUGACCUCAAGCAGGUCACUUUUCAUCCAUUCUAUAGUUCGGGUACUGCAGUGGUCCGGGGAAACUGCCCAAUGAUUCAUAACUACCAUUAUUAUUGGGAAAUUAAAAUGUUAACUGAUACAUAUGGUACUGAUAUUCUCAUAGGUGUCGGCUCGAACAAAGUGAACAUAAGCGAUCCUCAGUUCACGUUCACGUCUCUAAUAGGACAGGACGAGGAAUCGUACGGACUCUCCUACACUGGCGCCGUGCGUCACAACUCUAAAGUCACCAGAGACUCGGUCGGCUUCUGUCGCGGCACCAUCAUCGGAGUCCGGGUCGACUUGUGGAACGGAACGUUGGAGUUUUACGUCAACCGUGAGCCGCAAGGUAUAGCGUUCUACAAUCUCCGUCGUCACCAAGUCCUGUUCCCGAUGAUCAGCUCGACCGCGGCCCAGUCGAGCAUGAAGCUGAUCUACGCAGCGUCGUGGCAGGCCUCGCUGCUCGUCGACUCGGCCAAGAUCCUGGCCGCCUCCGUCAAGAACAGGAGCCUGAUGCGCCCGAAACUGCCGCCUGGUCUCUGGCAGACCCUGAGGAGACAAUUCUGGCUGACCCUGCCUACUGAAGGUUGUUUCGUUGAUGACACCGAUGUUGAUAUAGAACUGGAAGCAGCAAAGGCGAUGCCCCUAUCAUCCGGCAUGAAGAGAAAGCACUGGCUGAAGCCGAGCUCAACCUGCCUGUUCCUUCAGAAGAACACAGACAGCAGAUGAUGUGCCUAGGUUUCGGGGCAGGCUUGUUGAGACUGAUACGAAUUAAUCGCAUUUAUUUAACAAUCACAAACAAGAACGCGCUGUGCCAUGUAUAUAUUUCACAUGUAACUGAUUAAAAUGUCAAGAAAUACUCAACUACCCUCGCUCUUUUUUUUUUAAAUUUUAUUAAGUUUACCAAAUUUUUUGUUACGGUUAAAUCCGAACGAGUAUUGAAUUAAAUAAAUAAAUAAAUAUUUACUAACAAUCACGCCACGUUAACUGGUCCCGUGAUAAGUUCGUAAAGAACUUCUGUUACAGGUACCAGAUAACGGAAAUAAAUAUAAGAUUUUUAUUAUACACAUACAUAUAUUUAAUAUACAUCCAUAACCCUGGAAAAGACAUUUAUAUUUAUCAUACAAAAAUCUUCCCUUGGCGGGAUUCGAACCCGCAACCCCCUUGUGUAGUGACCAUGUCACUUACCAUUACACCAGACGGCCGUUAAAUUACUUUAAUAUUCAUUAUCAGACCUCCUCAUGUGGUCUGGCUGUGAUCAAAGCUAGUCUGCUAUCAGCUGAUUAAUUAGAAGUGAGUUUUUCGUUUAUUUCCAAAUUACUUUUUCAGGUUUACAAUCAAAUAUUUUAAUUUACUACUUUCAUUCAUAAUGUUAAUAAAAAUAUGAUUUUAAUGAAAGUUUUCUCUGAAAAGAAUAUAGAAUUAAUAGGUUAUAACAGUCAAAUAUGUAUUCUGAUAUUUUUAUAUAAAUUCAACAUUAACAAUUUGCUUAUUGAUGUAGUUUUAAGGAUUAUAUUGCCGUAAGGGGAAUAGUGGACUUACUGCUUUUGUAGGCAGAAAACAAUAUUCAUCAGCUAAGUAUUUCUUAUAGUAUCAUUUCCUUAAGCCCACAACCUUUAAAAAAAUUCGGAAGUUAACAAGAUACGGGUCAAUGAACGCGGGGUUCAAUGUAACUCAUUUAACUGCGUUAUCGAGGGAGUUAAGUGUACCUAUUUUUGUCUGUAGAUUACAUUUUAUUCUGAUAUUAAUGCAUAUUGUAUAUUGUCUUAAGCUUUGCUUAGUACCUACAUAUUCCUCUUAUUCGACUUCAGGAAUGAAUGUUACACCUUCAACACAGUAGUCUUGUCAUGUAAAUGUAUCAGUGUGCCUACCUAAAAUCACUAGUAUUUUUAUUGUGCCUAAAUAGUGCACUAAUAGUAUUGUCGUAAUGUAACAUAAAAAUGGUAUUAAUUUUGUUACGAGACGAUCAGCAUGUGUUAUGUUUUAAAUUUGGAGGGUAGAAAUAUGGAGCACCGUCUUGUUUAAAGCACAAUUUGAAGAACUGUUUCCAUCUGUUUAGUUAAUUUCCACACGUAGUACCAUAGAUCACAAAUUAAUUUAAAAAAAAACUGUAUAUAUUAUCUGUGAUGCAGUUAUAUAUUGUAUCUAUGCAACUACUCAACUUGACAUUCUACAUGCAAAGGUCUCAAGAUUAUUUAUUUAUAACUACUCAACUUGACAUUCUACAUGCAAAGGUCUCAAGAUAUUUAAAUUAUUUCUAUGUAAACGUAAGCCCAAAUGUCAUUAACUUCAACAAACGUAGGUAAUAGAAUUCGGAUCGACUGUUCUAUUCGGAAACGACAUGGGCCACUCUCCAUACAUUGCUCGGCCCACUAAACGAAGUUCAAGGACAGUAAUGAAAUUAAGUUUAAAUAACAGACUAUAUAUCCCUUUUAUUAUAAAGAAAUUAAAAUCAAUAUUGUUCAUGGGGAUACAGAGAUAUUUAAAAAAUAAGAUAAGUUUUUUAGGUUACCUAUAUCAUAUGAUUUGCUGUCAAUACACUUACACUUUAACAUGAUCACAUUCCCGCCAAUAUUUUUUUUUCGUCGUUUGUUGCAAUUGUGCUUAAUUUUUCACCUCUCAUUCGGAGCUACAGUUUUGACAAUGCAGGAAAAUUUUGGCAGCCAUUUUAAUUUCGUUCAAUUGCACGAGUACCAAAAAUUAUUCUAUCAACAGUUUUAAUUUCAACUGUAUUAUUAAUGUAUAACAUACCUAAUGUUUAGAUAUUAAGAUUAUAAUAACCCUUUGACGUGUGUUUUAUGGGAAAUUAAAGAAAGACUGAUAAAAAUAAAA
This is a messenger RNA of Bombyx mori (domestic silkworm), 3313 nucleotides long. RefSeq names its product SPRY domain-containing SOCS box protein 3. Gene Ontology annotation, cellular component: SCF ubiquitin ligase complex. The record is from RefSeq and is a predicted model, not a curated record. Gene Ontology annotation, biological process: proteasome-mediated ubiquitin-dependent protein catabolic process. Gene Ontology annotation, molecular function: protein binding. Bases 260 to 1210 code for a protein of 316 amino acids. NCBI's taxonomy places the organism in Eukaryota, Metazoa, Arthropoda, Insecta, Lepidoptera, Bombycidae. The transcript is spliced from 6 exons.